Messenger RNA from Gambusia affinis (western mosquitofish), 7293 nucleotides. RefSeq names its product MAM and LDL-receptor class A domain-containing protein 1. Bases 62 to 7015 code for a protein of 2317 amino acids. NCBI's taxonomy places the organism in Eukaryota, Metazoa, Chordata, Actinopteri, Cyprinodontiformes, Poeciliidae. The transcript is spliced from 49 exons. Gene Ontology annotation, molecular function: protein binding. Gene Ontology annotation, cellular component: membrane. The record is from RefSeq and is a predicted model, not a curated record.
GAAUCACACAUGUGGUUGGAAAGACAUCAGUGAAGAACCAUCCUACAGCUGGAGACGGCAGAUGGUAAACACCUCAGUACCAGGACAGGACCACACCACAGGGACCCCUUGGGGGUAUGUCAUGUACAUAGAUGGUGAAAAAACUCAUUUCAUCCACGAAGCCACGUUGGAGUAUCCUGUCAACCAACUGGCUGCUUUGGGAUGCCAAAUCAGGUUUUGGUAUCAUAUUUAUGAAGAUAAUUCAUCCCCAAUAUCAACAUCAUCCCUUAAAGUAAAAAUGAUCAGAGGCACAGUUGAGAGAGAUUUACUAAAGAUUUCCAAAAUAAAAACUGAUGGUUGGGAGAAUGCAACGGCUUUUAUUGGUAAUCAACCAGGAGGCUACCAGCUGCUGUUUUCUUUCGACCCUUCAUUUAUGGAACAAAAACAUGUGAUGCUGGAUGAUAUCAGCUUUGAGAACUGUGCAGAGGGAGAAAUCCCAGAGGAAUCAGACAACCUCUCAUGUGAUUUUGAAAAGGAUACCUGUUCCUGGUACCAUGACUACACAUCUAGUCUGUUGUGGAAGAGAAGCACUGGGGCAUAUGAAGACCUAACCGGGAAUGGUUACUUCAUGUUUAUAAAAGCUAAGAACCAAAUGAAUAUAUCAUCAUCAGCCAGGCUCAUCAGCUUCCCUAAACCUGCUGGCCAAACCAUCUGUGUGAGCUUCCAUUACUACAUAUUUGGGAACAGCAUUGGAUCCCUGAGGUUUAUUACGAAACACUCUGGGGAACCAGAAACAAUCGUCUGGAUGCGAAGUGGCACACAGGGAAACAAAUGGCGGUUUGCAGAUCUUACCUUCAACAGCGACAGACCAAUACAGUUCAUUAUAGAAGCUGUGGUGGGCGGCACACAGGGGAGUAUUGCCAUUGAUGACAUUGAGGUGGCCGCUAGUUUGAAUGGCUCGUGUCCACCUGAGAGAGAGUGUACUUUCCAGGGUUCUCUUUGUGGCAUGCAGCCUCAUCCCUCUGCGAGCUUCAGCUGGAACCGGAUCACAGGCAUGUCCCAGCCAGCCAACUCUUCAGGUCCCACCAAAGAUCACACUCUGGGGACAGAUCAAGGUUACUACUUGAGUGCUGGAUUAUGGAAGCACUCUGUGGGAUCCAGAGGGGCUAUGCUAGCUCUGAUGGAACCUACACCGCUUGAUGGGGAGUGCCUAAUGUUCUGGUAUUACAUGGAAGGAACAGGAGUGGGUGAACUGAGUGUUUACCUUCAAACUGAUAGCCAAGAAAAUGCCACCAAGCUGUGGAGAAGGAUAGGCGACCAGGGAUCACACUGGCGGCAUGGGAGAGUAACACUUUACAAUCCACAAAGCAAUUAUCAGGUGGUGUUUGAAGCAAUAGCUGGAGAUGAACCAAUGAGAGAUAUUGCUAUUGAUGACCUCACCGUCUUGAAUGGUGUCUGUCCUCCACCAGGCUUUUGUGACUUUGAGAUGGACUUCUGCAGCUGGGUCAACAGUCCCCCAGCAGAGUCUGAAGUAGAGUGGGACUGGCUCUCAGGCCAAAGUGAUGAACCUUUUAUUCCUAGAAGAGACCACUCAACAAAUUCUCCUUUAGGCCACUUUGCAUUUUUAAGGCCCCUUGAGUCUGAAAAAGAAGAAUUUGCCCAGUUGGAGAGUGAGUCCAUGGAAGCAGUAGAAAGUGGUUGCAUAAAGAUCUGGCACCACACUGAAGGAUGGCGUAUUGGACCAUCAGACAUUACACUAACAGUGUUUUUAAGUGAGGCUGGUGUUCUGCAUCCCCUAUUCAGUACUAAUGGUUACAUGAAUUCCACGUGGAUUGAAGACAGAGUGAAUUACAAUUCAUCCAGUCUUCAUAAGAUUAUUUUACAAGCCCGCUGUCCAGUUUUGAACGACCAAAGUUUUGCACUAGAUGAUAUCCAUAUCAUCCGAGGCAAAUCUUGUGAAGAUCUUAUCCCCACCACGACCAACUCUCCCACCACAACUACCAGUGCUCCUCCCUCUAACAUGGACUGCAGCUUUGAAAAAGGUUUGUGUAACUGGGUCCAGGAGGACACUGAUGAUAUAAGCUGGACUCUCAGCAAUGGACUUCAAGUGGAGGGCGUGUGGAAUGGGCCUCAGUAUGAUCACACUGUUGACAGUGAUCAAGGUUUCUUUUUACUGCUGAAUGGAUCUGGUUUGAAGGAUGAUGAGAAGGCUGUUACCUCGGUUUCUGUCUCUCAUCUUUGGUCACAGAGCUGUAUUCAAUUCUGGUAUUAUAUGCUGGGGCCGUCAGUAUCCACCCUGAAUUUGCUACUUCAAACCAAGUCCUCUGAAAUCUUGGUCUGGACUCGUCAAGGAACCCAAAACCCGGGCUGGAUCAGAACACAAGUAGCUGUAAACUUGACUGACGCACUUCAGAUAAAGUUCAGUGGGCAGAGGAACAUCCAUAGUCACGGAUUCAUUGCUAUUGAUGACAUUACAGUCAGAGCGGGAAGCUGCAGUAAUCAGAAUGAAUGUGGAUUUGAUUCGGAUUGGUGUGGAUUUGAGAAUCGCCUUAGUGACAGGGGUCGCUGGAAUCGCACAAGGGGAACAAAGCAUCAUGUGGAUAAGACUUAUGGGACUGAAAAUGGAUUCUACAUGUCUGUGAUAAUAUCAGAUUCUGAGCAGAAGGAGACAGCUGAGCUGCUCUCCCCAGUGUACUCUUCAGAUACAGAGAUGUGUGUACGCUUCUGGUACAUGUUGCCUGCAGAGACCUCCAGCUAUCUUUCUGUUCACGUGCUGAGAAGUGGGCAGCUUGGUGAUGUCCUUUGGCGUCGCUCUGGAUUCCCCUCCAAACACUGGGAAGUGGCUGAGGUCACUGUGUCCUCACCUGCACCUUUUAAUGUGGCAUUUCAGUCCGUUCAUGUGCCUGGCACCAAAGAUACAGUAAAAAUAGAUGAUUUCUCUGUGAGGAAUGGAGCUUGUUCUACCCCUGCUAGCUGUGACUUUGAGUCUGGACAAUGCACAUGGGUCAACAUGCACACAGAAGAUGGACAUGGGUGGGUCAUGUCCCACGGAGGCUCCCAUGGACCACCAAUGGACCACACCACUCAAACCUCAGAUGGUUGGUUUUUGCUGAGCUCAGCAUUGCACCAAGGCCAACACAGCGUAGCACAGGUUGUGUCUGAAUGGAUCCAACUGCAAGACACCCCAUCUUGUCUCACCUUCUGGUACCAUAUGGGUAGCAAGGAUUCUGGCACACUAAGGUUGUUUGCACAUUCAGACCGAGCAGAAGAGACUCUAAUGUUUCACAGCAACAGCAGUGGCAGCAGCUGGACCCGAUCCUCCCAGUCACUUUACAUGUCUGAACCUUUUCAGCUUAUGAUUGAGGCAGAAAGCAACAACAAGGGAUUUAUUGCCAUUGAUGACAUCAGUCUCACAGAGGGUCUUUGCCCAGAAAAUGAAAUAGGAGGAUUUGAUGGCUGUUCAUUUGAAAAUGGCACCUGUGACUGGCAGGAUAUCAGCGUUGGACAGGUUCAGUGGGUGAGAGGAAGGAACGGCACGGGGGACAGUGGACCCUCUGUGGACAACACACUAGGAACUGAGCUGGGUUGGUACAUGGGAUUGGAGGCUGAUAGAGGGGGAGAAAUGAGUCCUGCUACGCUGCAAAGUCCCAUCAUGAGAGAGGCCAGCUCUACUUGUACUCUACAGUUUUACCUCAACAUGCAUGGAGAGGAGUCAGAGCUCAAGGUGCUCUUAAAGGAAGGCCCCAGGAUCACCACAUUGUGGUGGCUAGCUGGAAACAAUGGAGAUUUGUGGCAGCACAGCAAUGUUGUGAUUGGCCGGAUUCCCCAAGAUUUUACCCUCCUGUUUGAAGCUUCCACUAACUUCAACAAACCAGGACACGUUGCUGUAGAUGACAUCGACUUCACCAACUGCUCCCUUCCUGAACCCCAGUCGUGUUCCGAGAAUACAUUCAUGUGCAACAACAGCGCAUGUAUUGAUCCCAGCCAUGUGUGUGACUUCAGCGAUGACUGCGGGGACAGGUCUGAUGAGAAUGACUGUGAAAAGCAAGGUGUGGUGGAGCGUUGCAACUUUGAACAAGGCCUGUGUUCUUGGGCAAACAGCGACGUGGACACACCAGGAGGUGAUUGGACACGGCAAGCAGGAGAAGAAGGCUGGCCCAGUCAUGGUCCACCGAGGGAUCACACUCACAACUUGGCCACAGGUCACUAUAUCACACCUGGGAGUCACCUGACUGCAAGGGGCCAGAUAUCUGAGAUUCUUUCAAAGACAUUGUUACCAAGCUUUAACUGCACUGUGAGAUUCUUUUACUUCAGCAUGAGUGAUGAUUCAGCUCAAUUGACAGCAAAGUCCAGAACACUGAAGUCUGGUAUUGAUGACAAAAUGCUGUGGAUCAGGGGAUCUUCCCACAGCUACAGCUGGCAGAGGUCAAAGAUCACGUUCUCCUCCUCAGUCAUUAGCAAGAUUGGUUUUAGAUAUGAGCUUGGGGACACUGAAAGAGGGCUUGUUGCCCUCGAUGACAUCUCUUUCUCCAGGGAAUGCAUUUUCGACCCUGAAAACAGCAAACUACCCGAAACAUUGCCUACCUCUUCCCCACAUACACCUGCAGUAACAACCACACUCAUGAGUCCCUGCCAGGAUAAUGAAUUUUUUUGCAGCCGUUCUGCUGGGAAAGUGUGUAUUCCUGUGACGUUACAGUGUAAUUAUUAUCCAGAUUGCCCUGAAGGAGAAGAUGAGUCUGGCUGUGGCUCAUGUACAUUUGAGAAUGAUCAGUGCCUGUGGAGUGACGCCAGUGAAGGACCAGCAAAAUGGCAGCGACAGAAAGCCAGUAACAACACUGAACCCUCUGAAGAUCACACUACACAAACUGGCUUCUACAUGGCAGUAAAUCUCAGUCAGGAUUCCACACAAACAGAAGCCAAACUCCUUAGCCCCCAACUCAAACCUUCAUCCCCCUACUGUCAGCUACUGUUUCACUUCCACAUCAGUGCAGGGAGUACUGGGUCACUCAGAGUGCUUAUGCAGCAAGCUGAGGGUGGUGAAGCAAUCCUGUGGUCACGCAGUCACAACACUGUCUCCCUCUGGGCCUUAGCGCAAACGCCUAUAGGCCUGUUUCAGCAGACCUACAAGGUUUGGUUCAGUAGUACAAGUAAAGCCACAGGGCCCAUCAGCUCUUCUGGAGACCAUGUUGUUGCUGUGGAUGACAUCACCUUUAUUAACUGUGAAACAACCUAUGAGCCACCAGCCCUGUCUUCUUAUGGCUGUACGUUUGAAGAUGGAUUGUGUGUUUGGGUCCAGGGAGCUGAAGAUGAGUUGGACUGGAGCAGUGGCUCAGGUCCCACUGAAACCCCCAAUACUGGGCCUGCAGGAGACCACACCAUUGGAACAGGGAAGUAUCUGUACGUUGAGAGUUCUCAUCCAAGUGAGAAGGAUAACACAGCACAGUUAAAAUCUCUACUUCUGCCACCUGCUGGUGAAAAUGGAUACUGUUUCACAUUUUGGUACCACAUGUUUGGAGCUACUGUGGGUUCAUUGAAGAUGUUUCUGAAAUCAGCUGACUCAUUGAACAAAAUACUGGUGUGGCAACAAUCAGGAAGCCAAGGGGAUGAGUGGUUGCUGGUUCAGAGCCAUGUGACCUUGCAAAGAGUACAUCAAGUGAUUCUGGAGGCCUCCGUAGGGGGAGAGGCUGGUGACAUAGCUAUUGAUGACAUUUCACUUAUCCAUGGACCUUGUCCUGACUCUGACUUGUGUGACUUCGAGUUGGGCAGCUGUAACUGGCAGCAGGAAACAUCAGAUGAGUUUGAUUGGAUCAGAAAGUGGGGCAGCACACUCAACCCCAACACAGGACCAGAGAGUGACCACACCACCAACACACCCACGGGUCACUAUUACUACCUGCCUUCCUCUAUGGAUGACCAAGCUGGCCAAAAAGCUUUAAUGUCUUCGCCUCUAUACAGUGAAAGUAAAGGAUCUUGUUUGCAGCUGUGGUACCACAUGUACGGCAAAGGAAUGGGCACACUGAAUGUUUAUCAACAGAAUCUAGAUGGGAAGGAGGUUCUGAUUUUCUCACAGACAGGAAACCAGGGACGGCUGUGGAGGUUCGCUCAGGCUGAGCUCCUGCCACGGACGCAGCCAUACAGAAUUGUGGUGGAAGGCGUGAAGACCGGACCAACCUUGGAGGGAGAUAUGGCCUUUGACGAUGUACAGCUCAUAGAUGCGCAGUGCCCUCCUCAUGGUUUCUGUGACUUUGAGAGGUCCUUCUGCAGCUGGAGCAACUUGGGUGGUAGAGUCGACCAGGGAGACUGGCUUCUUGGAGCAGGAGCUUCCCCAAACCCCAACACUGGACCCACUGUUGACCACACAACUAAUUCCUCUGAUGGUCACUACAUAUAUGUGGACAGCUCAGUGGGUGAGUGGGGAGACAUGUCCUACCUUGUCAGUGACGUGUUCCAGCCAUCCUCAAAGGGACACUGCCUUACAUUUUGGUACCACAUGUAUGGCAGCCACAUUGGGACUCUCAAUGUCUACAUCAAUGACAGGAAAAUGCAUGCUGGAGGCAACGAGGAAGGACAUCUGAAAUGGACUAAAGCAGGAAACAGUGGAGACCAGUGGCUGCAGGACAGUGUGUCUAUUAAACAUGACGAAGCAUUCUGGUUUGUGUUUGUGUAUCAAAGAGGAAUGAGUAUAGGGGGAGACGUGGCUCUUGAUGACAUCACCAUCCAACCGAGCAGCUGCUACUCUGAGCCUUCAGUUCUUCCCUCAGAUAAUUCAAAUGCGCUCUGGGCUGGCCUUGCUGUUGGUCUGACUCUGCUGAUUGGAAUCAUCAUCACUAUAUUCCUUUUCAUGCUGAACCGAAAAUGGAAGUCGGUGAACACGUUAACAAUAACGAAUAAUGAGAUUCCCAGAGAAAUCUCCAUGUUUGACAUGUCCGACCACACACAACAUGAUACACAACCUGAUUAUACAACUGACUUCUCCUUCUUCAACCAACUGUAUGAUCCAUCAGGACACACUACUGAGAACUCUUCUGACGCUUAGCCUGGUUUAGACUCCAUUACUUCAUUGAGAGUGGAAUAUAAAUGUAUUAUAUUUGUUCCGCUUUCAUAUUCAGUAUGAUUUUUUUUCUGUUCAAUUUUUAAUUUUUUUUGCAUUCUCCCUCAUGUUUCUUCAGUUGGUGCUUGGUUAAAGCUUUUGGAGACAUUUUUUUUCCAAAGUGGAGAAUGUGUUCACUGCUUUAGUCUUUUUCUAUUUACUGAAGCAGCUUUGCUCUAUAGAUUCAAAUGAAUUGAUUCUCCUAUUUUAAUCAAAACAACUAU